AUGGCCCUUUCACUCAGGCGCCUCGAUACGGACGCGUUCUUUCUUCUGACCUUUUCACCUAUCGUGGCAUCUACUACUCCCUCUGUCGACCCGAGAUCCUACCACAUCCUCCUCGACCCCUGGAUAGCCGGGCCCUCCAGGUCCAGCCACUUCAAGAUCUCCCUCACGCACCAGCCAGCACAGGAUUAUAUAUCAUCGCUCGCUCAGCUUCCUGUGCCGGACCUCAUCAUCUUCUCCCAGGCAAGACCCGACGCCUAUAACGAGGCUGCAGUGUGCCAAAUCCCGGCCGAUACGAAGACGCUCAUCCUCGCUGAGCCUUCAGCCGCGAAGGUGAUUCGGGGCUGGAAGCACUUCGACCGGCGGAACGUCCUGGCGCUGAAGAGAUGGGGCGACCGACACGAUUGGCGGGAGACGGUGACGAGAAUUCCGCUACCGCCGAUGGUCUCAGGGGGUCGGCCGGGGGAGGUGACGGUUGCGUAUAUCCCACAGGCACGAGACCUAACGGGCUCGCGUGCCACGGUAGGCAUCACGUUUCGGCCGCCACCUAUGUUCUCUAGUGGUCGAAUGCCAGGCGCCCUGAAGGCAUCGUAUGUGAGUGCCGCGGCACCACCGCUGCCGGCGAUGCCGAAGAGCCACAGGUCGUACUCGACACUGCCGAGAGUGUGCGUGGACCCUGCCAGCGCAUACCUAGCCCAGAGCUUGACUACUACAGACACGAAGCAAGAACAACUUGGCGAGCACCUGGCAUCCUGGCCGACGCUGCGCCCCGCCCGGUCGACUUCUGCGCUCACCACAGCGCUCGGCAAACCAGCCUCCCCCUCCGUCCCCAGCUACAGCAUACCACCCUCGUCUCAGCGGACCCUCUCCCUCCUCUUCUCGCCACGCGGCAUCCCCUUUGCCGGCCAUCUCAGCUCGUACGCGACAACCCAUCUCGUGAGCGAGGCCGCCCUGCCUCUGACCGUGCUCCUACAGCGACGCGACCACGUCGUGAACUCGUGGUGGCUGGGCAGGAAGGCGCUGGCAGGCAUGGCGUCCGGCGAGGAAAUUGCGAUGCGGCUGGGUGCGAGGUGUAGGGUAAGCUGUCACGACGAGACGGCGGAGGCAGAGGAGGAGCAGGAGGAGGAGGAGGAGGAAGAAACGAGGGGGAAAGGCCUCUCGAAGGGGUGGCUGAGGAGCAUUUCCCCGAGCGCUGGAGAGGGGCCGAGCGUGCAGCACCAGGUGGUACAUCUUGCCAGCGGCGAGGACGUCGUCGUUACGUCUGAGGGGGUCUGGGAUAUGGAUGGGAAGCGGCGCGCCUACGCCUACGAGGAAAGUUUUGGAACUGAUGUACGGCGCGGCAUGGAGACGCAGGCCGGGGAUAAAGACACGAGGCUAUCUCCUCUUGCGCUGGACGAAUUUCUGACCAGUCCGCUAGAAGAUCGUGAAAUGAGCAUACUUCUGGCAGGCGGGUCGAUCAAGAAUGCGAACUGA
This is a messenger RNA of Cryphonectria parasitica EP155, 1470 nucleotides long. RefSeq lists its product as uncharacterized. NCBI's taxonomy places the organism in Eukaryota, Fungi, Ascomycota, Sordariomycetes, Diaporthales, Cryphonectriaceae. The record is from RefSeq and is a predicted model, not a curated record. The transcript has 2 exons. Bases 1 to 1470 code for a protein of 489 amino acids.